Molecule: messenger RNA, 1905 nt
Organism: Exophiala mesophila
Lineage: Eukaryota; Fungi; Ascomycota; Eurotiomycetes; Chaetothyriales; Herpotrichiellaceae
Exons: 3
Coding region: 1-1905 (634 amino acids)
Molecular function (GO): FAD binding
Source: RefSeq, a predicted model, not a curated record
AUGGUCUCUCCAGUCACGAAUGGCAACACUUUGCCCAUUCAUGGGAAUGGCACCAAUGGAAUCCCCCAUAUCAAUGGUCAGGCCUCGACUCCAGAGAUCAAUGCCACCUCAACGCCAGACUCCAGCAUACCAAUCAUCGAUACUCCAUUAUUGAUUGUGGGAGCUGGUCCUGCUGGUGCAUCAUUGGCAUCAUUUCUUUCUCACCCACCAUAUUCCAUGACGGGUAUCAUGAUCGCUGCUGCCCCGACCACAUCACAGACUCCCAGGGCCCACAUCACCAACCCAGCCGCCUUUGAAUGUUUACGAGACAUUGAUCUCGAGCAGGAAUGUCUCUCUCAGGCUGUUCAGGGAGACUGCAUGGUCCACACCCGCUGGUGCCAUGAUAUGACUGGCGAAGAGUAUGCUCGUAUCUAUUCUUGGGGAAAUGACCCCAAACGCCGAGCCGAUUACGAGGGAGCCACUCCCUGUCGUCAUGUCGAUUUGCCCCAGACGGUCUUUGAGCCAAUUGUCGUCCAGCGAGCAGCAGCAGAUGGUUGGGAUGUUCGAUUCAAGACCUCUCUCAUCAGAUUCGACAAGCAGGCUGAUGGUCGCAUUCUCAGUCUGGUCAGAGAUGAUUUGACCCAGCUCCAGUACUAUAUUCGUUCAACUUACCUGUUUGGUUGUGACGGUGCCAGAAGUCAGGUCAUUCGUCAACUCAACAUUCCUCUGAUCAAAAAGCCCGGUCAGGGUUUGGCUUUGAAUGUCUUGGUCAAGGUCGAUCUCAGUGAUUAUGUCGAGGCUAGAAAAGGAAAUCUUCACUGGGUCUUCCAACCAGACGUCGAAUACCCAGACUUUGCGUGGAGUGGCUUGAUCAGGAUGGUCAAGCCCUGGAAUGAAUGGAUGUUCAUUCUCUUCCCAAAACCUGACGUCGAAUUCAAGGAGCCGACCCAUGAACAAUAUCUUCAGCGAUGUAAGGAGAUUGUCGGCCGUGACGACCUCCCCAUUGAGAUCCUCAACAUCUCCAAAUGGAAUAUCAACGAGAUUGUCGCCGAAUACUACUCUGAAGGAAACAUCUUCUGUCUGGGAGAUGCUGUUCACCGACACCCUCCCUUUAACGGUCUUGGCUCCAACACCUGUAUCCAGGACGCUUUCAACCUGGCCUGGAAGAUCAAGAUGGUCCACCAAGGCCUUGCCUCGCCUACUCUGUUAGAUUCCUUCAGUAAAGAACGUCAACCCGUCGGCCUUGGUGUCGUCACGCGAGCUAACCAAGGUAUCCGUGACCACUCUCCCGUCUGGAAAGAACUGGGACUUCUGGAACCUACACCCGAGAAACGAAUGAAGGCUCUCAACGAUUUGAAGACAGCCUCCCCCGAAGCCAGAGAACGCCGCAAGAGAGUCAACGCCGCCGUUGAAGGUACUAGCCAUGAGUUCCACGGACUUGGUGUCGAGAUGAACCAUCGAUACGAGUCCGACGCCGUAUAUCUCGACGACGAACUAGCCGCCGGCAGAACCAAACCGGAAUGGCCUGAAGACCCCAUCCUGCAGCACAAGAUCAGCACCUACCCAGGCCACCGCUUACCGCACGCCUGGCUCAACACCGCCUUUCCACAAAAGCAGUCCACCUCUACCAUCGACUUGGCAGGUCACGGUCGAUUCUCUCUCUUCACUGGCAUCGGCGGAGAGAAAUGGCUCGCGGCCGCUGAGAAGGUGUCAAAGGAGUUGGGCGUCGAGAUAAAAGGUGUGACUAUUGGUUGGGGUCAAGACUGGGUCGACUUGUAUCGUGAUUGGGAAUCAAGACGUGAAGUCGAAGAAGAUGGCUGUAUUCUCGUCCGACCAGAUCGAUUUAUUGCCUGGCGCUCAACAGAGUUGGUGCCAGAUUGCGAUGCCAAACUUCUCGACGUCUUGAAACGUGUUCUUGGCCGAUAG